CUAAAAAUAAACAUUUUCCAUGUUUAUUGCAAAGUGAUACAUAAAUUUUUUUUGAAUGAUACUGUUGGGAGUUUUGUGUUUAAAGAAAAUAAUUCACUACAGUUGAAACAGUUAAUUGUUUCAGUUUUUAUUUUAAAAUCGAAUCAUAUUUUCCAAGUCAAUAGAAAAUACCAAAAACGAUGUUUUCUAAUGGUCUUCCUUGCAACUUACCAUUUCCCAGUUGUCUAGGCAUAUCGAAAGACAGUGGAAAUGAUGAAUUGCUGCCCUCCAAUACUGGCAAUAGAGAACCAGUUAUAUUAAAUGUAUACGACAUGUAUUGGAUUAACGAAUAUACGACUUCGAUUGGUUUGGGUGUUUUUCAUUCUGGCGUAGAAGUAUUUGGUACGGAAUUCGCUUAUGGCGGGCAUCCAUUUCCAUUUACUGGUGUUUUUGAAAUAACGCCCAGAGAUCAUGACGAACUGGGUGAACAAUUUCAAUUUAGACAAAGUAUACAAAUUGGCUGUACAGAUUUUACAUACCAAGAAGUUAGACGUAUUGUUGAAGAAUUGGGCAACCAAUUUCGAGGAGACCGUUAUCAUUUAAUGAACAACAACUGCAAUCAUUUCUCCAGUGCUCUUACUCAGAUCCUUUGUGGCCAAGAAAUACCCAGCUGGGUAAACCGUUUAGCCCAUUUUAGUUCAUGUGUACCAUUUUUGCAAAGAUGCUUGCCAAAGGAAUGGCUAACUCCAAAUGCCUUACAGCAGAGCAUAACGGCUAUCCAGGAACGUGAUGACUCUGAACAUAGUCCGCUUUGAAAUAGGAUUUGUUCGGGGCAACAAUAAUAAUCGAAACACAUUGCACCAAUUUGUACUAUAUAAAUACAUACUCGUACAACCAACCAUCAUCAACUCACACAUACUACAUACAAACAAACAAACAUACAUACACAUAUUUGCAUGUAACAAUUAUAUUAUUUUUUAAAAUUUUUAAUAUUAUUUUGUAUUUAGAUUGAUAAAUUUUAGAAAUGUAAUUCGGUUAAAUUAACGAUUAAACGAUAGAUAAAUAGAAAUAUAUAAUUAAUUCAUUAAGAUCACAAUCAUCGGAAUUUGCAUUCUAUUUGUUUAAAUUUACGAUCAUUAUCUUGUGGAUAAAUUUCGAAAUAAGAUCGUUUUUAUUCUUAAACGGAAAAUUAUUCGUGCAAAACAACAAAUAAGCAUUGCAAUGACAAUGAGCAUUUAUAAAAAAAAAUUAUAUAAAAAAAAUAAACAUGUUAUCACUUGAAAUAUUUAUUAAUAUUUCAUUAUCUUGAACAAAAAGAAAAAUUAUAAAAUGUAUUUUGAGAAGUUUAUUUAUUUAACUCAAAAGACAUUUAUUUUCUCUCUCUUUAAAUAGGUCUUAUUUUAAUUAUAAAAAACACUUGUAUUAAAAAUGAAUUUAAAAACUGUUCUUUAAUAUCACUUCAUGACAUCAAACAAAAAGAAAAUAAAAAAAAAGUUAAAAAUGGUCUACAUAUAACUCUAUUUAGUUUAUUCAAUACUACUACUUAAAAAACGAAAAAAGUAAAACAUCAAUAUUUUCGUUUGUUACGCACAUAAAUUAUCGUUACCAAGAAAAAAAUAGAAAAAACAUCUAUUGUUCUUAAAUAAUAUAAAUUGUAUUAUGUAUUUUUAUUUUAUAUUUACAACAACAACCGGCAUUGUUUUCCAACAAAAAGUGAUGUCGUUAAAAAAUUAAUAUGUUUGAAUUUAUAUUGUAUAGACAGAAAAAUAAAAGAUAUUCUAUUAGAAUCAUACAAAAUACAAGUACAAAACGAAUUCAUCUCUUUAACUCA
Molecule: messenger RNA, 1810 nt
Organism: Lucilia cuprina (Australian sheep blowfly)
Lineage: Eukaryota; Metazoa; Arthropoda; Insecta; Diptera; Calliphoridae
Product: deubiquitinase DESI2
Exons: 5
Coding region: 180-794 (204 amino acids)
Biological process (GO): protein deubiquitination
Molecular function (GO): deubiquitinase activity
Source: RefSeq, a predicted model, not a curated record